Acanthopagrus latus (yellowfin seabream) is the source of this 8324-nucleotide messenger RNA. It is a transcript of the gene b3gat2, whose product is annotated as beta-1,3-glucuronyltransferase 2 (glucuronosyltransferase S). Gene Ontology annotation, biological process: carbohydrate metabolic process; chondroitin sulfate proteoglycan biosynthetic process. The transcript has 4 exons. Bases 2277 to 3191 code for a protein of 304 amino acids. Lineage: Eukaryota; Metazoa; Chordata; Actinopteri; Spariformes; Sparidae. Gene Ontology annotation, molecular function: galactosylgalactosylxylosylprotein 3-beta-glucuronosyltransferase activity. The record is from RefSeq and is a predicted model, not a curated record. Gene Ontology annotation, cellular component: Golgi membrane.
CUUGGGUUUGCCAGAGAGUUCACUUUCUAUAAUUAAUCAAAACCCAAUUUAGAAACCCCAUGGGCUCUUUAUCAAAGGAACUAGGGCGAUGCUAACUUCCGUCAUAGCCUACAGAAAUACGUCAUCCCUGCCGUUCUCGUGACACAAGGAAAGAGAGAGCCUAUAUCGUCAGUUAUUGUCUUCAUAUUAUUUGUGGAUGGCAGCUGUGUAGAAUUUGGUCACUGUAAAGUCAAAAAGAUGCAAGGGUCGGUCUCCAGCUUUAAUUAAAGCAGUUACAUUUUAUUUUGUUUGUGUACAAUGUUAGAAAAUAAUGAGAAAUGCAGGUUCCUUUAGCUCAAGGUGAAGCCAUCAAGCGCUUGCUUUGUCCAAACAACACCUCAAAACCCCAAGGACGUUCAGUUCACUGUCAUGUUAGAGUGAAGCAGUCUUCACAUUCAACAGGCUGGGAGCAGCUGUUUCUUUGAAAAAUGAAUUAAACAUCAUAACUGAAUUCACUUUCUGUAAAGUGAGUGAUCAGUGUAAAGGCUAAUUGUUCCAGCUCAAUCUGUAUUUAAAUUGUGUGAGCACCGGACGUCCUGGUAGCCUGUAGAGUAAGGAUCCAUACCACUCGCUUAGUUAGACAUAACCAAAAUAGUAAGUAACCAAAAUAGAACGUCUGUCCAGCUUUGAGCAUCGGGCAUGUUUCAACAUUUUCUUACAUUUCUCUGGUAAAUGAGGCUUGGAUCUUGACGACUGGGUCAGUUCAACUAGUUGAUAUCUAUGAAUAUGUACAAUUUGAUGUGGAUCCUGUCCCUUAUUCUUCCACAACAUGUUGGAGAUGAUGAUUCCGUCUGCAUUGUUUUGUUGUACUCGUGGUUGGUUGAUCUUAAAUUAUAAUCAAGCAGUAAUGGGUGGUUCAGAUUGAUACAGAGCUAUUGAGUUCGAUAUUGGAUUAGGCUCGAUUGAAUUAAAUCAAAUUAAAUUGCUCUUUUGGGCCUUGGCGAUGGUAUGCAGUCUACUCGGGUCCCGUUCCAGUCAUCCCAUUAGUCAUUUCAUCUAACGGUAGUGACAAAUGGCUAUCAUAAUUACCUAAAACCCAAGAUGACAUCCUCUUAUAGACUGUUUUGUGCAUCCAGGACCACAAAAUACGCAAUCGAGGGAAAGUAAAAAAAUCUUCACAAUCCGUAAAGAAGCUUCAGCUACAAUGUUUUGCUGUUUUGUUCAGAAAUGUGACAAAAAUCCAACCACCAGAAUGCCUGCCAGUUAAUCUGGACCUCACAUACAUGAAGUCACUGCACACAGUCGACACAUUAUGAUUAUUUCUCACCACUUUGUCCUGACAUUUUACAAGAUGUUAUGUUAUAACAUGAGUUAUUGCCUUGAGUUUGGAACAACAGUGUGAGAGUGGCGUGUUUGACAUUAGCUAUGCUGCAUUUCUGGAAAUUAUUGUUUUUUCUCUAGUCUUAUCAGUGUAGAGACCCCUGGAGGUCUCCAUGUCCCGAGACAGCUCAGAUCAAAUCCCCCCUUCUUUUUUUCUUUCUUUUCUGAUUUCAUAAUGUAUUCUUAACAAACACAGCUUGAGAGCUGCACAGGCUACCCUCUCUCUCCCCCUCUCUCUCUGUCUCCUGUCUCCAUGCUCUCUCUAUCAGCUGGGUUUUAUUCUCAGCGGACACUGAUGCACACAACAUAACAAGGCCUUUCUCCCUUUUCCCCUCCUCUCUCUCUCUCUCUCUCUCUCUCCAGGUUCUCUCCUCCAUCCCGUCUCCCCUCCUCUGCUCUGCACCUGCUCCUCCCCUCCUGCCUUAUUAUCCUCAGACUCAGAGCAGCGCUCCGUCCUCGCCAAGUGAUGCUCCUCGGCGGCGCACAUCGGUGGGUUCUCACCGCCCGCUGCAGGGGACACUGCUCCGGCUUGUUUUUUUCUCCUCUGGAAACCGGCACUGAAGGGGCGACAGAACAUGGGAAUUUAACGGGGGCUUUUUGAGAGAGUGCGCUGGAGGAGGGAAGGACGACGAAGAAGCACUUAAGUCCCAUCCGAGAGAAGAAGAAGAGCAGGAGCAGGAGGAGGAGGAGGAGGAGGGGAACUCCGGGGAAACGGUCCCGCCGGGACGGGGGGACGCAGCGGAGGGUUUUGUGCUUGAUAUAGUUUGAAAUGGACUCAAGAGGUCCGCUUUUGUUGUUUGUUUGUGAGGAGCAACAUCGCGGGAUUUAAAGGAAGGGGGUUCCCGGAGUCUUUUCUUUUGGCGUGUGUGUGAUGGAGUGAGUGAGAGAAGAGGGCGCACGGUAACUUCAGCCUCGCCAUGAAAUCAGUGUUUUUCAGCCGCUUCUUCAUCCUGCUGCCCUGGGUCCUUAUUGUCAUCAUCAUGAUCGAUAUCGACAGUAAAAGAACGAUCCGGGCUCCGGCAGCCGCUCGGGCCGGCAGGGCGCAGCGGGCGGCCCGGACCGGCGCACCGGGAGCCGGUGGCACCCAGAACCAGACCGCCCUGCCGGUCAUCUACGCCAUCACUCCGACUUACACCCGUCCGGUGCAGAAAGCGGAGCUGACCCGUCUGGCCCACGCCUUCCGCCAGGUGCCCCGCUUCCACUGGAUCGUAGUGGAGGACUCGACGACGCGCACGGAGCUGGUGGCGCGCUUCCUGGCCAAGUGCGGGGUGCCGUACACACACCUGCAUGUGUUCACUCCCCGCAGGUUCAAGCGCGCCGGGAUGCCACGCGCCACCGAACAGAGGAAUGUGGCUCUCGCGUGGCUCCGGCAGCACCGGAGCAGGCGGGACGCCGGGGUGGUUUUCUUCGCGGAUGACGACAACACGUACAGCCUGGAGCUGUUUGAAGAGAUGCGCAGUACGCGAGGUGUGUCUGUUUGGCCUGUGGGAUUUGUAGGCGGCAGGGCGUAUGAGCGCCCCCUAGUGUCCGGAGGUAAAGUUGUCGGCUGGUACACCGGCUGGAGACCGGACCGACCGUUCGCCACUGACAUGGCAGGCUUCGCAGUGAACCUCCAGGUGAUCCUGGCCAACCCGCGGGCGCAGUUCAAGAGGCGCGGCUCCCAGCCGGGGAUGCAGGAGUCGGACUUCCUCAAGCAGAUCACCAAGGUCACCGAGUUGGAGCCUAAGGCCAACAAUUGCACCCGGGUGCUGGUUUGGCACACUCGCACAGAGAAACCACACCUUGCAAAUGAGCCCAAACAUCGGAAAGACACUGUGGUGAUCGAGGUGUGAAAAGAAGGGAGCUGAGCAGCGGAUCCUAAAGCCAGAAGCUGAUUGUGGCUGGCCAUCAUCUCUUGGCUGGGACUAACGGCAGCCUCCUGCUUUCUCUCUUUAUCGGGCUAAUACAAUCUGUUCACAGCGAACACAGACUCUGAGGAGCUGCAUGAUUCAAGACUUCUGGCUGUCUGUCAAACGUGCUCUGUGAGGACUGGACAGCACUGAAUAUCUUUGUGUAAUAAACUGGGAUGACUCUGACUGUGUAUUUCCUCCAUCCAUGGCCUGCUGAUGUUAAAAAAAAAAAAAAAGAAAAAAGAAAAAAAGUAUAAAUGUUAAAACAAAAUAUGUUGCAUAUUUGAAAAGUGCCAUGGGAAUCAUCAUUGUCAUUUUUAAUCAUUAAUACGUCAUUGUCAAUUUAACUGUGAUACCUAGAAUUACCAUACAAACCAGACUUGUGGUCCAGGUAACUGCCAACUUCUUAUGACAGCUGUUGUAAGAGGCUGUUUCUUUAAGCAGCAAGGAGAUUUAUACCAAUUUCAUGUCUGUGCAUUUAUGAGGCAGCAUUUAGCAUAAAAGACCGUGAACAGCCAGCCUGGCCCUCACCGAGAAUAUGCCUGCCAGCACCAGUACACAUUAACACAAUUUUUCUGAUUAAUUUUACUUGCUAGCCUACUUCAACAGCUGUGCACAGCGACAGUGAGCUAGCAUACAACUAGAUACAAUGUGUUAAUAACAAGUGUGGCAAAUUGUAAGAUAUGACCAGAGUUUUCAAUUUAAAAUGUUAAAAAAAAUUAGCUAACUUAUCAGCUGAAUGUGAAGAAAACAACAGUGCUGAUGUUAUGUCGAAGUCGUCUAUGUGCUGUGUUGCUAACCAGCUAGCCCUGCCCGUCCUGUCUCGCAAUAUCACUUGUGUCGGGUGUCUCUCUUUAACUGGACUUACACAAGCUUAACUGCCUUUUAAGAUUAUGGUAAAAAACAAUUCAGUUAAACUCACCAGAACUGGGCCUAAAAGGCCCCACCUGCUGGAGUCACAGUCCUGGACUGGCUAUUUGAGCUGACUUGCUAACGGCGGCUAGUAGCUACAGCCAGAGAUAGCUAACGUUUCAGCAAGUAUAGUGAGCGGGCAUCGUCCUGAACUCUGGUGAUAUGCUGCACCUUGUAUUUUUGGAGCUACCAUAGAAAGGUGGCCAUAUCUUACAAGCUACACUUUUAAAGGUGUUGGUACAUGUAUUUCUGAGCUUCAGAGAGAGCCAAGCUGGUUGUUUCCCCAUGCUAAACCAAGCUACGUUAACCACAACCCAAACUCCAGCUCUGCACUUUCACACAAAAUUGGUAUCUUUUUCUCAUCUUACUGAAAUAUGGCAAGCGUUUCCCAGGACACUGAACUAUUCCAAACAAUACUUCUGACUUCGUUUACAUAUCUCUCACUGAGAGGAUUAAAACGUUGGAAUGGAAAUUUUUUUUGCAUCAGCUUUUCACUCCUUUCUCGUCUGUUAAAAGGUUUCAGGUCUGUUUGUUGAUGACGAAAAGUGCCCUCUUCAUGUUUUCAUGCUGGCUCAUACCUGCAAGAUGCCAAUAAGCAACUAACACAAACAGCUAGACUUUCAAGCUCUGGUCCUCUUUGUUUAAAUGAAUUACAUGUCAGACUUAAUGCGGUAAAGACUUAUUAAUGCAUAAAUGCUCUAUAAUUACAUCAUCUUGAACUGCUCAUAUAUAAUGGACUGGAACGGCCGUUGUCCUGCUCUCAUUCACUAUGUUCAUGAAGUGUGUGAUCAGGUUUGAAAAUGGCCCACGUGAAGUCGCAAGUAACAUCUCUCGUGACAAGCUGCCGUCUUUAAUGUAGUCUUUGGGCUGACAACAAAGAAAACACGCCACACACGUAAACGCACCUGCCAGCGGAGGAAUAAAAAGGAGUGAAUUGAGCAGACAGGGGUGAAAAAGAUAGAGCACAUCAGACAGGCCGCCACGAAUUUCCUUCAGUGCAUGUUAACGGUGGUAUUGUCCCGAAGAUGAAGUUUAGGGUUGGUGUGCGAUGUGAACGUGGGAAAAAAAACAAACAAACAAAAAAAAACAGGAUUAAAUCCAGGAUUCAACAGCCUUUAUUCAAAUGACCCUCUUGUAAAACUUGGAAAUGGGGGGAAAAAAAAGGAGCAAACAAAAGAAACUCCAAAAAAGAUAAAACGGUACUUUUACAGUUAAAGAGUCAUUGGACAGAGAUGAACACAGAAAACUUCCUGUAUAUCGUUUUAAUGCACGGAAAACACUUUCUUUUUUUGUUUUUUUCUCUGUACUAGGCACCAGAAAAUGUAAACACAUCGGAAAUAAACCUGGAGGACAGUAGAUUUAUUGAACAUGAUGAUGUGUUCUUCACACUAACAGCGUGUGUGUGAGAGAGUGCAGCAGUUAUUGCAUGGCAGAGGGACCCUGUGUGUAUACGGACACGAAUCUCUGCAUCGGCGCUUGGCAGUGUGAUCGUAGCUCUGUGUGCACAUGAGUAAGUGUGUGUUCGCUCGUUUCUCCUCUGUUCUCACUCCCACGGAAUGAGGACUGGACGGUGGCGACGGGACCCAUCCAGCAAUUUUUUCAUACAGGUCCCCUUUCGCUAGCACCGUCCACUCCAGUUUAGCCCUGUGAUUGGUCGUCCAGGUUUAUUUGCUUCAGACUAACUGUGCUUCUCUUGUACUGCACACAAUAAAAACACCACAAUAAAAGAUGGCGGAUGGCAGAAACGUACAGUUACAGCGUCAUACAUUAAGGGAGCAACAUUUUUGGGGGGGAUGUCACAUUUAUCCAGUUCUUAAAAGACAGAAAACUGUUAGAAGUGAACUGACGGUUCACUCGUCUCCGCUGUUGCCUGACAACGAUCUGAGAGACGCAACCACAACACAGCGAGAGAUACAGUACCUGCUCUGCUAUUUAAAGUGCAGAAAAAGACAAACCGCUGUGAUUCCAGUAGCGCGAACAUUUGCCUCGGGGAAAUGGUGCGUUUGAACAACAAGGAAUGUCGUAACUGGGUCGAAGCCCAGUCUCCAGCAAACCCGGCUCGUUUGGUUUUUAAAACACUUCAAAACACCACAGCAUGGCUACCAAAGACACCCCGGGGAGCCGGGGGACGCCUGGCAAUUACAGAGACUUAAAGGAGGAGGAGACAUUUGGAGUUUUAGGAUGUUUUUAACCAGCGAGCAGUAUGAGAAACAGGGUAGGAUCAAUUAAUUCCAUUUUUUGAUAAAACCAGAGAUACUGGAUAGCUGGCCAGUGUUGUCACAGCCUGUAUACUGUGUGUUCGUGUAUACUAUCAGUGGUUCCCAACUGCAUUCAACUCUCUUUGCUCCUUUUCAAAGGAACGUCUACUCUCAACUAAAACAGGGAAAUAAACUGAUAACAUUUCAUUUUUGGUGUUUUAUGUUAAAAAUGUUUGCAGCACCGAAUUAUUACAGCAUUCACAAAAAGGAUAUUUUCAGGCUAAGCGCUGAGUAACAGAUAGCUGUCUUGACUUACAGCAGACCCUCACACUGCGACAUGAAUACUGAAGUUUUCAGGACUCAAGAUUCAGACACUGCAUCUACAACAGAGUUGGACUUUAAAUGGACUCCACUCGCUGAUCAAUGCUUCUGGUUUGUGUAUGGUGUUGAGAUACUACGCAUGUUACUAGAGGAGAGGCCGUGGAAGUGUGAUGAAGGAAAAGUGAAAAGUCAUGGCUGCAUGUUUAAUGGGAACCUGUUUCACUCCAAUAUUGUUCAUAUACACAAAUGAACAAUGCUAAAGUUUACUUCGCUGGCGUUUUCAGAUACAUAUUUGAGUGCGCUGCUACUUCUCAAACGGAGGCUGAGAGGAUUCUGAUCACACUGGAAAACAGUGUUGAUCAAAAUGUACGAAUUAAUGAACUGCAAAUUCUGGUACCUGGUUGUUUGGGCCAAUCUAGAUUGUUUAGAAUUUGCAUAAAAAUGGGAUUCUCACAGGCGGUGCACUUAUUUGUAAAUGAUUUGCACAUUUAGGCCUUGAAAUACUGAUGUUUCAGUCUAGUUUUAGUCGUACUGUAUGGUUACUUUUUAGCUGUAUUGCCCGGCCCUACAUGCGAUCCCUCGUCACAGUUUGAAGUGAACCAAGGCCAAAGCCAAGGCUCUCCAUUAUGUCGCUAUACAAAGAAAAAUUCUGGAGAAUUAAUAAAAAAAAAACAAGAUUUUUCUUUCCAUCUUUGAAUACUUCAUGUCUCAUCUUGUGACCCCAGCCGAAGGUUAGGAACCACUGGUGUGUGAGGUCUUUACUGUAGAGCAGCUCUUACACUGACUGCAGGGUGGGGAAAAAAUUACAAGUUACAAGGUUGUAAUGAGACACUGUUUGACUUAAUACUCUGAAUGUUAUAGAAUUCCUUGUGGGAAAAUGGUCAAAUUACAUAACAAUGACUCGCUGAAUCAGUGCAAAGUAACGUCUACUGUUUAAAGCAGCUUUGAGCCUGUGUCAGUCAAAGUUACUUGAAAGGAGAGAGCUGGAGAACCCGAUCUCCAGAUGUUUUCCUUCCAAAGGGUGAUGGAGAGAAAAGCAUCGACCUCUCUCGUAUGGCUCUGCAAAGAGGGAGGUUCACAUCUUAUUCACAUAAAUACAGUACUGUUCAGACGAUUAUCUGCUACGAGGCUCUGCUCGCCCUACGGAGAGGGGAGAGGGAGGGGAGGGAGGGGGAGGGGGAGGGCUACAAUAAACACAGCAGAGAGAGGAGAGAGGACAGGGUAGCAUAGACCAACCACAAGAUAGCCAUAUCUACUGUAGGUAUUGAAAGACUAUUCACUAACUAUCCAUUUUGGUAAUGAUAUCAUAUCACUAGAAUAGACACUCGGCGUUAUUGGUCCAGCAGUUUUUUCUUGCUGUUGAUUCUGCUGUUUUGGUUUUUUUGUCUCUUUCUUCAGACAACAACGACUAAAGGAAAUCAAAAAUGAGGCAGAAGGAUGAACAAAGACUGGAAACGACAGCUGCCAGUCUUUCUUUUUCUUCCACUCCAUCCAGUGUGAUGUCAUCUUGUUUUGUUUUGUUUUUUUCUUAAAGGAACCAUGGUGAAGGUGUGUCAGGUUUGGAAGGGGCAGUCAGACUACCCCCGCUGUGCGUUGUUUAUGCUGAGGAGGUGGGUGGCGGGUCGUUUUUUAUUUAUUUUUUUUU